Molecule: messenger RNA, 747 nt
Organism: Aspergillus oryzae RIB40
Lineage: Eukaryota; Fungi; Ascomycota; Eurotiomycetes; Eurotiales; Aspergillaceae
Product: thioesterase family protein
Exons: 1
Coding region: 1-747 (248 amino acids)
Source: RefSeq, a predicted model, not a curated record
AUGCCCUUCGUAAGCAAACUCGGGAUUGGUUCACCACAUUACAAGCAAACAAAUGUCGAACCCUUCAUUUCAAAUAUCUGCCGAUUCUCGGAAGAUCGACCGGGCAAUAUGCUGACUACCGCUGUUCGGCCAGUAUGCCGAAGUAUAUUGAACAAAAGCCCUACUUUCGGUGAACGACUUAAGAAUGGACAACGAUACCCUCUGUCCACUUGCAGUUUCAAUGCAAAUACAAUGUUCUCAGCGAUCCGAGCAUCUACCCGUUUAACAUCUCGCACAACUGUCCCUCGAAACACAUCAAAAGCAUCCGUCUACGCCAAAAUGUCCACAAGCACCAACAACUCACUCGAACUCAACACUACUCGCACGUACGAUUUGAUUGUUCAGCCAUCUGAUCUUGCAAGUGCCAUAUCAAGCAACGCAAAAAUUGACAAAUUCCCACGAGUUCUCACAGCCUCCCGCAUGGUAGCGUUCAUGGAAAUCGCCGCUGCUCGGGUGCUUCAACCGUUGCUCAGCCCUGGUCAGCUGUCCGUUGGUACUAGCAUCAAUAUUACACACUCAGCGCCUACACCUGCUGGGGCUAAGGUGACCGCCGAGGCAAGGUACAUUGGUCAAAGGGGAAAGCUUUAUGAGUCUGAAGUCAUUGCCAAGGAUGAGGCAGGAGAGGUAGGGCGCGGAAGUCACGAGAGGGCCAUUGUGGAGAUAGCGCGGUUGGAAAACGGUGCGAAGAAGAGGGGAGCAUCUCAGUGA